Messenger RNA from Lottia gigantea (owl limpet), 681 nucleotides. RefSeq lists its product as hypothetical. NCBI's taxonomy places the organism in Eukaryota, Metazoa, Mollusca, Gastropoda, Lottiidae. The record is from RefSeq and is a predicted model, not a curated record. The transcript has 3 exons. The coding region runs from base 1 to 681 and encodes 226 amino acids.
AUGGGGCUGCUGCUACAGAUGGUAUACCUUCAGAAUAACGGCACGUGCGUGGAUUCUAUAUAUAUGAAAAUACAGUAUAAAACUAAACUAAUAAAUAAUUAUAUUAGUAAAUUUCUCAAAAUAAGUUCAGCUUACGAAUGUCUGGAAUAUUGUAGAAAUCAUGGUACUUGUAAAUCAGUAGGAAUAGAUACAAGUUCCAUGACGUGUUAUUUAUAUAAUGAUAGAGUCUAUGCUGGAUUGAAUGGAACCAACAACUCAAAUAUUAUAUAUUAUUGGCUUCUAGAAUCUGAAUGUCCUAUACAGCUUGGAUACAGAGAAGCCCCGGAGAGUAAAAUAUGUAGCCUGUAUAACGACACCAACCUAACUUGGCUGGAAGCUCAAAUCCAAUGCCAACGGGAAGGAGGGUUUUUAUUUAUGGCGGACACACGUGCAAAUUUAGGAGCAUUCACUAGUCUGGGUGCUACAGAUAUGUAUGAUGAAGAUGUGUGGGAAUGGUUUAAUGGUGUACCGAUUGACAGAUCACAUUUCGCACCCGAUGACCCCAAUAACUACGAAAAUACUGACCACUGCUUGUUCUUUCAUACCGCUCUGAACGAUUACAAAUGUGAUAUCUUGAAGUUUGGAUUUAUCUGUCAAAUUCCAACUAUUCAAACUUACCUUCCCUCAGCUGGGACUGUUUAG